Messenger RNA from Strongylocentrotus purpuratus (purple sea urchin), 9302 nucleotides. RefSeq names its product disco-interacting protein 2 homolog C. NCBI's taxonomy places the organism in Eukaryota, Metazoa, Echinodermata, Echinoidea, Camarodonta, Strongylocentrotidae. Bases 464 to 5011 code for a protein of 1515 amino acids. The record is from RefSeq and is a predicted model, not a curated record. The transcript is spliced from 39 exons.
UUGGUUAGCUCACUGCAGACCCCAAACUGUCCAUAAAUGAAUUACUGAUCGGCAUGGAGCAGUGGUUUCUGAAGAGAAUGUGGAGAGGGUUUUAGUAAAGAAGCGGAUUUGAUUUGUGUUGUAUCAGUCUUGAGUGCCAGACCUUCAUGUUUACUUUUGAUUGCUGUUUUUCAACUCUCGUCAGAAGGAAGACUUAUGAAUGAAACUUAAUCCAGGAUGUUUUCAUCUUCCAGCGAGUAUCGAUCGGAAUAAAGGAACAUUACUUGCAUGUAACCCUUUGAAGGAUGUGAAAGAUUGGAUCAGAAUGUCGAGGGGAAUUAUCAGUAUUUUAUAAACAAUGGAGUACACAUUCAAAAUAACAUUACAAACUGGAUAAAGCAAUGCCUUUUAAAAGUUUCCAUGUUUGAAUGUGAACUGAGCUGAACUGAUUUAAAGGAACAGCAUUAAAUUGGAACUAUUCAAAAUGAUGAUGAAAGACAGUCAUUCCAAACGAUGGCCUGCCCCCAACCAAUAUCUGUCGGGAACGUACAUGAUUAUGUACGAUUCAGAGAUAGGAGGACCACCGGACCAAGGUGGCUCAGGGGUGGGGCGCAGAAGUUCAAGGAGUAGGAGGAGAGAACAUCAUGAACCAGAGACACGAUAUAGAUCAGAUAUUCGGGAGGAGGCGGUGAAGGUGGCCCUCGCCAAACACAAUGAACUGGUGAUGCCCUUACCAUCCAAGAGACAUUCGCUGCAUGCCAAUGUGGUUGCCAUAGAAACACCACCAGAAUCAGAGACAGACGAUGACGAUUCCAUCUCCUCCUCAUCCUCCCACCACACCCACGACAUUGGGGCGGGGUCAUCCAGCUUCCACUAUGUGGGGAGUGGCGAGCCGGGCCUCAAUCCACAUUACCACAGACUACAACCAGCCAAUGGACACGUCAGUGCUGGCCGAGGGGCUGCCUCUGGAGCCAGGGGGCUCGACAUUGCAAGCAGCUGGGCUGGUGGCGCUGUGCAGCCGCCUCCCGACGUGACAGCGAGCUCGGGUCACAUCGCUUACGUCCAGGGAACGAGCAAGCACGCUGACGAUUCAGGGUCGAUGGUGAACAGUAAGGUGUCUGCAAAGAUUCAGCAGCUACUCAACACACUGAAGAGACCCAAGAGAAAACCACUCCAAGAAUUCUUCCAAGAUGAAGAAGAAGAACUAGAAGCUGCAAACGAGAUGGACCCCAACGCCCCUCAACCAGAGGGUAACACCAUCACCCCAGCCAUUGGAGAGCAGCUGAAUGUUCCGACAGGCCUGCCCAGGAAUUUGGAGUCAGCGGUCCAGAGAUAUGGGACUGCAACCCCCAAGGUUCCGGUCGUCUCAUCACUAGAUGCCAACGGCAAAGUACAUUUCCAGCUGACUUACGGAAAAUUACUAAGCCGAGCCAACAAAAUUGCUUAUUUCUUGCUGAAUAAAAUUGGUGGAAAGGAACCCAUACUGAAACCAGGAGACAGAGUGGCCCUUGUAUACCCCAACUCUGACCCAGCAGCAUACAUGUGCGCCUUCUAUGGCUGUCUCUUUGCAGGGAUUGUACCAGUUGCAAUAGAUGUUCCAGUCACUAAGAAGGAUGCUGGUAGUCAACAGAUUGGUUUCUUACUUGGAGGUUGUGGCAUCUCCGUUGCCUUGACAACCAGUGCCUGUCUCAAGGAGCUACCAAAGACGCAAUCCGGCGAGGUGUCAAGGUUCAAAGGCUGGCCCAAGCUUGCAUGGCAUGUAACAGAGCAUCUCUCAAAACCUCCCAAGGAUUGGCAGAUCCCACCCCGCCCAGCAGACGAUAUGGCUGCUUACAUUGAGUACACAACUGACAACGAGGGCAGUGUAAUGGGCGUGACCAUCCCGAGGCGGUCGAUGGUAUACCACUGUCGGACGCUGACGGUAGCUUGUAACUACGGAGAAGGAGAGACCAUGGUCAACGUUCUGGACUUCAAGAGGGACGUGGGACUAUGGCAUAGCGUGCAAGCCAGUAUCUUCAAUGGGAUGCAAGUCUAUUUUGUUCCCUACUCACUCAUGAAAGUCAAUCCAGCAUCAUGGAUGCACAUCGUCACCAAGUACAAAGCCACCCUUGCCAUUGUGAAGUCGAGAGACAUGCACUGGGGUCUGAUGGCCCAGAAAGAACACAAAGGAAUCAACCUUAGCACGCUCAGGAUGCUUCUAGUUGCUGACGGAGCUAACCCAUGGUCCCUGUCAUCGUGCGAUGCGUUCCUGAGUACUUUCCAGAGCAAAGGUCUCAAACCUGAAGUGCUAUGUCCGUGUGCAUGUGCUGCAGAAGCCCUCACUGUCUCAAUACGAAGUUCUAAAUUUUGGCCGGGUAAGACUGGGAUGACAGCAUCAGGACGAGGGGUGUUAUCCAUGGCUGGUCUCUCCUAUGGUGUGGUCAGGGUAGAUACAGACGACAAGCUCACAUCAUUAACGCUGCAGGAUGUAGGAGUGGUCAUGCCAGGAGCUGCCAUGGUAGUUGUGAAGAUAGAAGGUCCACCUAUACUAUGCAAGACAGAUGAGAUAGGAGAACUCUGCGUCUCAUCAGAAUCAGUCGGAGGAUCGUUCUGGGGUCUGAAGGGCAAGACUAAUGGUACAUUCAAUGUGACAGCGUUGACAGACUUUGAGCAGCCAAUCAGUGAUCAGCACUUUGUGAGGACGGGACUGCUUGGUUUCCUUGGACCUGGUGGACUGGUCUUUGUGUGUGGGAAGGUGGAUGGUCUUAUGAUCAUCAGCGGCAGAAGACACAACAUGGAUGACAUCAUUGCAACCGUACUGGCUGUCGAACCACUCAAGUUCAUCUACAGAGGGAGAAUCGCAGUGUUCUCCAUCAAGGUUCUGAAGGAUGAUAGGAUAAUCAUCAUUGCUGAGCAAAGACCAGAAGCCUCAGAAGAAGAGUGUUUCCAAUGGAUGAGUAGAGUACUACAGGCUGUGGAUAGCAUUCAUCAGGUGGGAGUCUACUGUCUGGCCUUAGUUCCUCCAAACUCACUCCCCAAGACUCCUCUUGGUGGAAUCCACCUGUCAGAGACGAAACAAAGGUUCAUCAAUGGAACUCUUCAUCCUACUAAUGUACUCAUGUGCCCUCAUACGUGCGUCACCAAUCUACCGAAGCCAAGGAUCAAGCCUACAGACGUUGGUCCCGCCUCGGUGAUGAUGGGUAACCUGGUAGCAGGAUCACGCAUAGCAGGAGCAUCAGGAAGAGAGAUCGGAUCAUGGGAUGAAGAUACAGAAACAUCAAGAAAGAACCAGUUCUUGGCAGAGGUGUUACAAUGGAGAGCGCAGAGCACACCAGAUCAUGUCCUCUUCUCACUCCUAAACAACAAGGGUCAAGUCGGAAUGACGCUCAACUGCAGCCAGCUGCACAAGCGGUCAGAGCGGGUAGCCCUGCUGCUCCAGGAGAAGGGUAAGGUCAACUCUGGUGACCAUGUGGCUCUCAUCUAUCCUCCUGGCCUGGAUCUCAUCGUAGCCUUCUAUGGAUGUCUCUAUGUUGGUGCUGUUCCGGUGACUGUACGUCCUCCCCAUGCCCAGAGCCUUGUUACGACGUUGCCUACAGUGCGUAUGGUGGUGGAGGUCAGCAAAUCAGUGGUGGUCCUCUCCACGGCAACCAUCGUUAAACUCCUCAAGUCAAAGGAAGCGAUGGGAACGGUGGAUAUCAAGACGUGGCCCCCUCUCCUAGACACUGAUGACCUUCCCAAGAAGAAACUGUCCAAUAUCUACAAAGCCCCCACCCCUGAGAUGCUGUGCUUCCUAGACUUCAGUGUCUCAACGACAGGCAUGCUUGCUGGGGUCAAGAUGUCUCAUGCAGCAGCGAGUGCGGUGUGCCGAGCCCAGAAGCUUGCCUGUGAACUCUACCCCUCCAGGGUUGUGUGUCUGUGUCUAGAUCCCUACUGUGGGCUAGGUUUUGUCCUCUGGGUACUAAGCAGUGUGUACUCCGGCCAUCAGUCGAUCCUGAUUCCUCCAACUGAAAUCGAGACCAAUCCAGCCCUCUGGUUGACCGCUCUCAGCCAACACAAAGUUCGUGAUACCUUCUGCUCCUACUCAGUAAUGGAGAUCUGUACUAAGGGACUCGGCCAGAGUGUCUCCACACUCAAGACACGAGGGAUAUUACUGUCAGCUGUGCGGUACUGCGUGGUGGUGGCAGAGGAGAGACCAAGAGUAGCUCUCACAAACUCCUUCUCCAAGCUCUUCUCCAGUCUUGGUCUCUCACCUAGAGCAGUCAGUACAUCCUUUGGCUGCAGGGUCAACAUGGCCAUCGCAUUACAGGGGGCAUCCAGUCCAGACCCCACCACCGUCUAUGUUGACACGAGAGCUCUGAGGAAUGACAGGGUGACCAUCGUAGAGAAAGGGAGCCCUCACAGUCUCUGUGUCAUGGAGUCUGGAAAGAUCUUGCCUGGGGUGAAGAUUGUAAUAGCUCACCCUGAGACCAUGGGCCAGUGUGCAGACUCCCAUCUUGGAGAGAUCUGGGUCUCAUCACCCCACAACUCGUGCGGCUACUUCACCAUCUAUGGGGAUGAGUCGCUUCACAACGAUCACUUCAGUGCUCAGCUGAGGACGGGUGAGACCCGCGGAACGUUCGCUAGGACUGGUUAUCUUGGCUUCCUCAAGAGAACGGAUCUCACACAGGCUGAUGGAGAUCGUCAUGAUGCUCUGUUUGUUGUUGGCUCUCUUGAUGAGACGUUGAUGAUGAGAGGAAUGAGAUACCAUCCCAUAGACAUUGAGAACACCGUACUAAGAUGCCACAAGAAUGUGUGUGAAUGUGCUGUCUUCACCUGGACCAACUUGCUGGUGGUUGUCGUCGAACUCGAUGGCAAGGAGUCCGAGGCCCUUGACCUCGUGCCCCUGGUCACCAACGCCGUCCUGGAGGAGCAUUACCUCAUCGUGGGCGUGGUCGUGAUGGUAGACCCUGCCGUCAUCCCCAUCAACUCCAGGGGAGAGAAGCAACGCAUGCACCUUAGGGACGGCUUCCUCGCCGACCAGCUAGACCCCAUCUAUGUGGCCUACAACAUGUAGAGGCAACACAUCCUGCGUUGCCUGCCUCGUGUGGUAGCAACAAAGGAGAGUGGUGGGCACACUGUCUUGUGUGGCACAGGCACAGGUAGUAAGGCUGAUCUGCUGGGGGAAGGUCCUUUCACACACGGUCUUUUGAAUGUGACGAUAGAAGAGGUACCCUUGAUAGGUAGAUUUCACUUGAUAUCUAUUUAGAUCUCUGCGCAGAGGAUGCCUUUGAUGAUCUUACUAUCUUAAACCAUUGACUACAAUUUUAGUUUUGGUGUAACAUUCAUAUUCAAUAGACGCCAGCCAGAGUUAUCUUAGGCCUAGUAUUCAUUGGGUUAAGCUCCCUUGGAGAUCUGUUUAUGAUAGAGAUGAUUGUGUAAUGAAUUUUUAGAAACUUCUUGUAAGCUCUGAUAAUUCUUAAGCCAUGGCAAAUGACUCCUUACUCAAUAGGAACUACUUUUUAUCGUAACAUCUUGACUUUUAGAAUGGCUCCUUUUCCAAAAGUUAGUGUAAGAAGUGUAACUAAAAGUGAAUUGUAUCAAGUUUAGAGGCAGAUAUAAAUCUAUUAAAUUUCAUGAUAUCAUGCAUCAAUACUAUCUUUCAGUCAUUCUCAAAGAUGCUUAAAUAGCACUACUUGUUUAUAAUGUUACAGGAGCAUGGAUAAAUGGUAUAAAUGUGAGUGCAGAUGUCUUUUGGAUGCUCCCAUCAAUGCCUAAACUCCACAGUAGAUCAAGGUCUAAUUAAUACAUUUCUUAAUACCUUCUAGUUGUUAUCUGACAGAGAAGAAGGGACGCUUCAAAAGGCAUCCUCUCAUGUGUUUAUAAAUCAAAGUGAAACAGAGAGGAAUUAGUUAUAAUGUCAGCGUCAAAGCCUCUGAUGUAAAAACUCUAGUAGAGGUUUGAACCUUCAACCUUAUUGGUUUAGUGACCAUAUGCGGCUGGACCGUGUUCUGUGCCCACAAGUUGCGCCCCCAUUCUCCGUGGAAGUUGUAGCGUGUUGAGGCCGCAUGGCUGUGUUGCCUGCGACAUGUUACAGGAGCAUGGAUAAAUGGUAUACAACUUCAUGAAAGAAGACAAAGCCUGUGUUGCAGUGUCUUGCUGCAACAAAAUUAGUAGGGGAGGAACACAUCGAUUGUUUGGUUUUAGCCUCACAGCCAAAUUGAUAUCGUGCACCUCAUCCCGUUUUGUUAUAGCAAGAAACGCAAAGGCACCACAAAGCCAAUUAAUGGAGUCAAAUGUCUCUUUUUUGCCAGUAGAUAUUCUUCCAUAUUGCUCUUUUUCUAUUGUAGGUGGCGUAUUCACUUAUGAAAACAAAGAAGUAUUGAGAGGAUUUUUUUUCCAGGGUACAUUAAUACCCAUGCUCCAUUUUGGUUUAUUUGUUAAUUAUUCCAAGUAAUGUACAUGCAAAUAGUGAGUAAAUGCACCUGUAGGUAUGUGUACAGACACACAGAGAAGGAUUCACUUUGGGAAGAAGUUUUCUUUUUCCUCUCAUGAACUUUAUUGAUAAUCAUUUAUUUUAUUAUAUCGUGUGACAAUCACUUGAAACAAAUUUCAUAUUGAGUCUUCUUUUACUGUUCUAAGUUUCUUGGAUACAGGAAGAUUUCUGUAUAGAAUGUAAGUGAAGUGGAUUUAUUCCAUGUAAAUUGUAUAGGCGUUUCAAAUGGAUCUCGGUAGAAAAAGUUUGUCUACAUGUAUCUUAUCAUAUUUAAACAUCUCUUCCUUGAAGUUGAGAUACAGAAAAGGGACAUGUUCGAUCAUUAGUAACUGAUCUUUUUUCUCUAAUCUUCAGAUACUGUACAAAAUCAAAGAUGAGUUUUGAAAUAUGACUUAUUGGACUUGGUUGCCAUUGAAUCUGAUAUUUUUGUAUAAUUUUACAAUCACAUGAUAAUUUUUUUGUAAAAAACAUAAUUUACGCUAUGAUUAUUGGAUGGUAUAUGUUUUUUGUACACACUUCUAUAACCAUAUGGUAUAUGUACAUGUAUAUCUAUAUAUAUAUUGCUAUUAAGGCUAAGUCGGUAGAUGUACCUUCGAAAAGCAGUUUAAGUGUCUAAAGAGAAUACAAUGUGGUGCGGUAGUUUCUUGUGCAAUUGUAGCUUGUAAGAUUGAAAGAGAUGAUUAUAUUAUACCAGGUGUCGUGUGAAAAUCUGUAUGUCUCACGGCAUGUUCACAUUGCUUAGACUUCGUUUUAAAUUGUGGUCAAGCUGUAUGUAUCUUUAACAACAUACAGAAGAGGGUUUGUUCACACUAUAAAGCGGUCCAGUGUUCAUUGUACAUAUGGAAACCAUUUAGUCUGAGUGGUAUGAACAGAGCCUAGCGUUCUUCUAAUGUGAUUGUGUCACCAUUCUAUAAAAAGCAUCUCGUUUUAUUUUUAUGAUUUAUUCUUGAUCUAUUUUGCUUUAAUGAAAUGUGCCUUGAUUUGUUGCGCAGUGAGUAUUUGUGUUGUUGCAGCUUGAUUGUGUUUAAUUGUAAAUUUUUAAAAAGCCCUAGAAUACAGCGGACUGUAAAUAAUAUUAAACUGUGAAGUAUUUCGAAAAAUUUAAACAAGAUAAACUCUUGGUGCCCCUUUCAUGUUGUGAGUGACAAAGCCCAUCCUAGAAUUGGAAUGUUUUAUUAAAAGCAGUGAUAUUUUUGUGAAAGAGAAAUGGGUGCACAUACUUUAAAGUCUAUUAUGUGCCUGAUUUGGUUUUUAAAAUAGUGAAGUCCAUUUAUGAAAAUUUAUGAAAAUUUUCAGUAAACCGAGUGUGACAAAAAGGGGUAAUACUUGCCUUUUCCAUUGGGCCGAAUUGUUUAAUGAUUAAAAUCACAUAUGGGUAUUAUCUAUUUAACUUAGAAAGUAUUAAUGUAAUCAUGUAUGCAAUUGCAGAAUAUAGCUCCUGCAUAUGUAUAUGUGUAUAGAGGAAAUCUUGAAGGAUGUAAUUUCUGUUUCAAUAAUUGAUAGAUGUAAUUUACCUUUCUUGAUACAUUGCCAACAUUUUCCAGUGUUUAAAAAGUAAAGAGUUUGCAGGCCUGUUGCCAUACUUUAAUACAGACAGGAUUUCCUUUGGAUGGAACAUCCUUUAUGACAAGUUCACAUACACACAAGGAGAAACGAAUCAGAGAAAUUGAUUAAGUUUCAGAAGAACAAGAUUUUGAUAGUUAAGAUCUCUAAUAGUGAAGGUAAUUUUGUGCAAACUUGUGCUUACGAUCAAUCAAUGUAUGCAUUAGGUUGGAUGCUUGGAACAAUAAAUGCACAUGCUUUGAGUUGUUUUGUAGUUUGUAUCCUUUAGUGCUUUAUCCUUAGACUAAAUUCUGGCAGUGUAAAUGAAAAUAAUGCAUCAUAUCACUGAGUCAAGUGGUAAGUCAAAUGUAUACAUGUAGAUUUGCACCUAUUUUUGGUACAGCCCUUUUUCAUUGAACUUUUAAUAUUGGAGGUAAAAUACACUAUUUGAAAUAGUCAUUUAUGUGCAUGUACUGUUUGGUAAUGAUCUGUAGCGAUUGCUUGAAUGCACUCUAUAAAUAAGACAUCUUGUGUUUAUCUUUUUUUUGUUCUGCAGAUUGUCAUUGUCGCUACUGCCCAAAGUAGUUCAUUUGAAGUUCGCAAUUUGUAUAGCUGUAACCACCAAUAUAUGUCUAGUGCUCCCUGUAAAUUUUCUGUGAAUAUUUUGUAUGAAUUUGUCAUGUACUCUAGCAUUGUGUGUUUAUAAAUAUCUUGCAAUUACAUGUAAAGACAGACAAGAAUUAUUAUAUAUGAUCAUAUAUCUUUAUCUUCCACAUGUUUGUAAAGUUGAGUAUAGUAGAAGCAAAAUUUUAUAUUAUUCAAAAAGUUACAUCCAAAUGUUCGCUCUAGGGUUAGAAUUGUUCAUUUAUAUCGAGAAAAAUAGAUGUAAAAUUGGUAAAUAAAGUUGAGAAACUGGUUGUACUUUCUUCUAACUGGAGGUGAGCUAUCAUCGGAAAGAAAAGAUGCAUGCAUAAAUGUAGACAUGAAAGAUUAUAAAUUUAAAGUAAAUAUGUAAUUGUUUAUUUAUGUAAUGCGAAACAUGUAUAAUGUGAUCAGCUAGUAUCUAGUGACAACAUCUGCAUCUUUUUUAUUUUUGUUCGUGAAUCAUUUAAUGCCAAAAUCAUAGCGGGAUAUGUUGCCUUUAUUUUCUGUUAUAAUGUUCUUUCAUUUCGUGCUGCGUACACAGAGAUGAAGAGAUGAAAUGUAGAGUUUUGUAUUAUUGUUCUGCUGUUUAUUUGUAUGUAUAACAAAGGAUGUGCAUUUGGGGUUUGUGAAAUGCUUGGGAGAUAAAGCAGACAACAAAAAAUACACUUAAAAAAUUCUUAAGUUA